This is a messenger RNA of Hemibagrus wyckioides, 7723 nucleotides long. RefSeq names its product protein bicaudal D homolog 1-like. The coding region runs from base 320 to 3418 and encodes 1032 amino acids. The record is from RefSeq and is a predicted model, not a curated record. Lineage: Eukaryota; Metazoa; Chordata; Actinopteri; Siluriformes; Bagridae. Gene Ontology annotation, biological process: microtubule anchoring at microtubule organizing center; positive regulation of receptor-mediated endocytosis; protein localization to organelle. Gene Ontology annotation, molecular function: dynein intermediate chain binding; cytoskeletal adaptor activity; dynein complex binding. The transcript is spliced from 7 exons. Gene Ontology annotation, cellular component: Golgi apparatus; cytosol.
UUCACGGCGGAUGGGAGCCAAGGGAGGCUGCUUUGAUGGCGUCUGAAUCCCCAUGAAUAAGCAGAAAAAGAAGAGAAAGAAAUAAUGCCGCUACACAGACUGCACUUAUCCAGGGGGUGUAAGAGCAGCUAAAGUCAGAUCAUUUCUUAUGACAGCAAUGCCGGAAUGUCCUUACAGUUACAGUGCUUUAAAUCUGUGAUUGUGGUAAGAGCCGGCCCGGUGUUGAUGCCUGAUCUGGCGCGUCCUCCUCCCUGCUCCUCCCGGUAACACGGCGGCGGAGGAGGCGGGAGAGAGGAGAGAAAAGGUUGGGGCAAACGCGAUGGCUGCGGGUGGAGAAGGGCGCGGGGAGACGGUGGAGCAGUACCGGUCCGAGGUGGAGCGGCUCACACACGAGCUCGCCGAGGCGAACCGGGAGAAGAUCCGUGCGGCUGAAUGCGGACUCGUGGUGCUGGAGGAGAACCAAACCCUGAAGCAGCAGUACGCAGACCUCGAAGCCGAGCAGGAGACCAUGAGGCAGGAGUUGGAGCAGCUGCAGGAGGCCUUUAGCCAGGCGUACUCCACCCAGAGGAAGGUAGCAGAAGAUGGUGAGACCAACGAGGAAGCGCUCCUACAGGAGUCGGCAACCAAGGAGGCGUAUUACAUAAGCCGUCUGCUGAAUCAGCAGACUGAACUGAAGCACAGUCGCUCUCAGGCCUCCAACACGCAGGCGGAGAAUGAAAGACUCAGCAGCAUCUUGCAGGAACUUCGAGAGAGCAAUGAGAUGCUGGAGUUACAGAGGAGCAGGAUGAGGGAAGAAGUGAGAGAGUAUAAGUUUCGAGAGGCUCGGCUGCUGCAGGACUACACCGAGCUCGAGGAGGAGAACAUCACUCUGCAGAAACUGGUGUCCACACUCAAACAGAACCAGGUGGAGUAUGAGGGCCUGAAACAUGAGAUCAAGGUGUUAGAGGAGGAGACCGUCUUGCUGAAUAGCCAGUUAGAGGAUGCUUUGCGCCUGAAGGAUAUCUCAGAGAGUCAGCUGGAGGAGGCACUUAAUGCUCUGAAGGGUGAACGUGAGCAAAAGAACAGCCUGCGUAAGGAGCUAGCCCAUCACAUCACCCUGUGUGACGGACCCUUCUCUUCAGCCUGUGCUCACCUGGUCGCCCUCAGCUCAGCGCCCCCGAGCGGCAGUGCCACCCCUACUACUGCCACUUCUCCUGGCAGUGAGGAUGGUGGCAAAUGCAAUGGACUUCUGCUGCAGGGUUCAGCUGGAAAAGCACUGAACCGACUAAAUGGGGAGUUCAGAGGAGCAGGACAGAGAAAACAGAGCGACUCCACGACCCCUGACCUCUUCAGUGAGCUUCACCUCAACGAGAUUCAGAAACUUAAACAACAACUGCAGCAAGUAGAGCAGGAGAAGACGUCUGCAGUGAAUAGCCUUCAUGAGUGUGAAACUCAGCUACAACACACACAGCGUGCCCUGGCCGAACAGUAUGAGAGGGCGCAACACCUCCAACAGCGCAUUUAUGCAUUACACCAGCAGGGAAGUGCCACAGAGACUGGUGAUGAGGAAAAGGCAGAGGCAGAGGUGAAGGGCUCGUCAUGGGCGUGUGAUGACCUGGAGGGCAUGGGUCUGGAACUACUGCAGUGUAAGUACAAACUAGCAGUGACAGAUGUGGUAAGCCUUAAUGACGAUCUAAAGAACCUUCAGAAGAGGCAUAAAGAGUGUGUGGAGCGGGCAGCACGGGAAGAAGAACUCGCCCAGGUCCAAAUACAGGCUCUCGAAGCAAAGGUGGCUUGCCUAGAAUGCCGCUGCCAUGAGGACAGGGAUAAGGAAGCAGCACUCCAGCGAGAGCUGAAGAAAGCUAAUAAUUCUGCCUUGGAUUGCAACAGCACGCUGGCUGCAGCCUAUGAAGAGCUGACCACCUUCAGCGAGGAACUGGCACAGCUUUACCAUCAUGUCUGCAUGUGCAACAAUGAAACACCCAACCGCGUAAUGCUGGAUUAUUACCGUCAGGGUCGGAACCCCCCGCGUGCUACGUCCACAGGUCUUAAAGCGCAGGAUGACCAUCGUGUCCUCCUGACACCGAGGCUGGCGCGCCGCCUGGCGGCUAUCAAUGCUGCCACAUCUUCCGCUUCGACACCAAGUGACUCACAGAGCCCCACAGAGUCACCCUCCAAAGAUCCCCUCAACUCUGAGGAUAGCCCAGUGCGCACAGUGCUGAGCUCAUCUGCUGUCAGUGCCUCUUCAUCAUCAUCGUCUUCAUCCCCAGCACCCGAUUCUCCUGCUAGCUCCGACACCCGCCGGGAACCGAUCAACCUCCACCACCUGAAUGCCAUUAUCCGUGAUCAGAUCAAGCAUUUACAGAAGGCAGUGGACCGCUCUCUGCAGCUGUCUCGCCAGAGAGCAGCCGUCCGUGAGCUUGCACCACUCUUUGAUAAGGAAAAAGAGGCUUGUAUGGAAGAAAUUCUCAAGCUUAAGUCUCUGCUGAGCACCAAGAGGGAGCAGAUUGCCACCCUGCGCCUGGUGCUCAAAGCCAACAAACAGACUGCAGAAAUGGCUCUGGCGAACCUGAAAAGCAAGUAUGAGGCUGAGAAGAGCAUGGUGACUGAGACGAUGAUGAAGCUCCGUAAUGAGCUGAAGGCGCUAAGAGAGGACGCUGCCACGUUUUCCUCACUAAGAGCCAUGUUUGCCACACGGUGUGAUGAGUACUUAACUCAGUUGGAUGAGAUGCAGAGGCAGCUUGCAGCAGCUGAAGAUGAGAAGAAGACGCUGAACUCCCUUCUCCGCAUGGCAAUUCAGCAAAAACUGGCACUAACGCAGCGCCUGGAGGACUUGGAGUUCGACCACGAGCAACGCCGCCCCAAACUGAGGACAGUCAAGACGGCCAAACUGAGGACCACACCACCCAAAGUAAGUGGAACAGCCACCUUGCCCCUUCCUGACAGCUCGUCUCCAGUAGCUGAGGCAGUUGCAGAAACCUCCCCUACUGUAUUCACUCCCUUGCUCUCCUCUGACCCAGGCAGUCCCCCCUCUCUGGAAGCCCCUUCCUCUCCUGCCUCAUCCUUCUCCUCCACCUGGACUCCCCCAGUUACGCCCUACAGCCGGGGCCACACCCACUGGACGGUGGGAAUGCGAGCGUUCGUGGUGGAGCCACACUCCUAUGGUGUGGACGCUCAUACCACCAGUAUGUGCCGAACCACCAGCUUGGCCCGUCGCUAUGCAAUCGAGUCACUCUAUUCAUCGGGUUCGCGCCCCCCUUCUAACUAUCGCUCGCCCAUCCUGGGGUCUUAUCGCUCCACCUGGAGCUCGCCCAGAUCUCGUCCACUCUCCACAGUCCUAACGCACUCCACCCACACAACCAGAUACACUUCCCCAUCUUCCUCCUCUUAUGGCCAUUCAUACCCAAGAAAUUACACUUCUCAGCACCCCCGCUACUGAAGGCUGAGCAGCGGGUGGCACAAAGAGGAGGACAGACUGGUUUCCUAUUUUUAUAGUUUCCACUGCACUCUGCAACUUUGGUGACUGUUUUCUGCUCAGGGAUUUUGUGGAGCACAAACGGCCCUGCCUUCCUCCGAGAGAGAGAGAGAGAAUUAUUCACUUCUCAGAACACUGUUCGCUGUUUCUGACCUCUCAUGCAGUUCAUUCUCCAGUGAACCUGGUGGGCCUUUGCAGUGCGAGCCUCCCAAACCACAAACCAGAGAUUACAUUUACUUUUAAGAGAGUGUUACUGGACUGUGUGUCAGCUGUGUUGGAUUAAGGCAUUGUUGUCUUGUUUCAUUGUGAAUAUUUAAUUAUAACAAACCAUACGAUUUACAAGAGAAGAGGUUUGGAAGUGUCUUAUUAAUUACUAAACCAAGAAUUAUGCACUGUAAAAUCCAUCACUGUGUAACAACUGUAUGAUUUUUUUAAUACUAAUUUAGCUUCUUUGAUGAGAACUAACACAUUACUUUUAAAAUCUUAACGUUUUAAUAUAAGUUUGGCCUUUCAGCUUCAGCAAAAGCAAGUUUAGUUUUAGCUUUGUUUUUGUUUUGUUUUUACAAUGUCAUUUUAGCUAGCUAUCCUGAAACUGAUUUUUUUUCUUUUCAUUUCUGUUGGUGAUCAUUCACAGCCUCUGACCUGUUCAGAAUCAGCGUCACAUGCCAUGUGGUUUGCCCAUUCUCAUUUAAAGGAAUAAUAAGCAUUUAAACACUACCAGUUGCCAUAAUUCCAUUUUCUAGGUGACGACUCUUGGGUUUCAUUAGGUCUUAGUAUUUCAUGAUGAAAAAUCAAUCAAACAGAAAGAGCACUGUGGCUGCACAGAUUAGGUACGAUAAUAAUGUUUGGAGCAUUUCACUGAAGGAAGCAGGGACUUUUACAGAAUGUAAUCUUAAUUAAGCGAUAUCUAGUAUGUAUAAUAUACAUUACAAAUCUCAGGGAAUAGCAUUACUGGUCUUGUAAUGGAGGCAUAAGGCAGUGUAAGUGGAGAAAUAAGUGUGGAGUUUAUUGAUAGUAUCCUGUGAAUUGGGUUUGAUUGUUGUCAGAUUGUUUUGCCGUGCAUUAAAUAUUUGUGUUAAUUUAGUAAAGUAUGGCGCACAGUAUUGUCUCCAAAUGUUUUGCUAAGCAGAAUUUACCAUUACGGCAUCUCCAUAUGCAGCUGCAUUCAAAGUGCAUUAUCAGCAUCCCUCUGUAACAUCCAGCUAAUAUUUUUUAUCCCACCAAAGACUCUGAAGGCAUAUGAAGGCACUGGCCUUUAUAUCAGCUACACUUUUGAUUAUGCAAUUUACAUCAGCUUUGUCCCACUGUCUGCACUCACAGGGAGACUGAAGCAUUUGACAAGAUCCCAAUUUCCACCUCGACAUUCCCAGCUUGACAUUCUCCACUAAUUAACAUAUCAUGUGGAUUUGUGUAAUGUAAUACAUUUGUGCUGAUGAUAACACACAUCACAUGGCCCUCACAAUACACAGUAGCACAGAAGAUCAUUGGUCCCUGCAGAUAAUAUACACUUAGGGUUGCUAUUAUACAGGAAAGCCGAUGUAGUUUACAGAUUUUGUUGUAUACUGCUCGGUUCCUGCAGUUUUUUUAAGCUAGAAGGUUAGAAGUCUUGUAAUAUUGUACAAGUUUGUGAUAAUGCUACUGUGAGGUGGUUUGUGGAGCUGAUGGUCAGUUAGGGAGGAAUGGUGGCCUAGAUUUAAAAGAACUUUUCAGUGAUUUUCUCGAAAGGGUCUUUGUGCUCAGGUGUUAAUUGUCAGGACAGAGAAACCUUUCAGACCUCCUCUGUGUGGCACCCCUUUCUUUUUUGUACCCUCCAUACAUAAACACACACACACACACACACCACACACACACACACACACACAGACUCUACUAAUACCUUGUCUGUCCCUGCCCCAUCAUCCCCUCAAUGCGAUUCCAUUCCACUAAAAUUCAAGUCAUUGACCUCAAACAUGUCAAAUGCUUCAGUGCUUCAACUGUAAUGCUGCAGACACCAGCUUGUGUCUUCUUCAACCUCGAAUGAAUAUCAUACACUGGGACUUUAGUCCCAAGUCAAAAUCAUUACUGUAAUUUGAAUUUUUCUACUGGGUAUCAUGUGGCCUACAGCAUUACUACUACUAGAGUCAGAGAGGCAGACUGUUAUUACUGAACAUUAGCAUGUGUCAGGACAACACCAAUCUCUCCAGUGCAUUGUACAGUGAACAUGGUGUGUAUUUUCUUCAUAUUUAUUGUAAAUAACUCAUAAAAGACCUACAGUAAUUAAGUCUUUGUGUGCGUCAUCUCAUGUUGUGUGUACAGUGGAGUCGGGAGGUUUUCACCGAUCAUGCGGUUUAUAGCAAGUCGCUCAAACACGAGCUUGUCCUUUCAUUUUCAUAACUCAAGCCAUGUUUGAGAUUUAUACAUCGUGUUGCUGUGGAUGUUUCUGUAUUUAUUUAUGUCAUAUCUCUGGAACUGAAUUGACUGUUUAAUCCAGUCACGGUUUAAAACAUAAACAGAAUUAUCCCAAAAUGUGGUCUGAUCUAAACUCAAUAAUAUAUCAGCACAUUUGGAAUGGAUGAUAGAGACUGAAUUAAAGAGUAGUCUGAGACCCAAGCCUGAUAAAAAAAAAAAUCAGCAGGUAAUGUAGUGUUUAAUGGUAGCUAAAGCAAACACGAGUAUGUACAGGAUCUGUGGGCCUGGUUUUAACAAGAGACAGCUCAGGCAGGAUAUCCAGUGCUGUGCAGUGAAACAUGUGAAUGUUAGGGGUGUAACGAUGCAUCAUGGCAUGAUGUGUGUUAAGCGGUUUAAUUCACAUCACUGAAAUCAGCAUUCCAUUGAUCAUACAUCUAAUUGCACUGUUUGAACACCAGAGGUCCCAAACAGCAGAACUGAGAUAGAGCUCAGAGUCACAUGAUCGCAUUCUUCAUAGAGAACCAGGAACCAUCUGUACAAUGUAGUGACCAAUAGCUCCGCAUCACAACAACUGAGGUGAUUUGGUUAUACAGUCGUGUUAUAAGCAUUAAAAAGAGCUCUUCAUUAACUUUCAAGCAAUGUGCAAGGAAUUCACUUUACCCGAUGUUGGAGCUCUAUUUCUGGUCAAAUUACACCUCAAGAGCUGCUAUGGUGAUUAUUACAUUUUAGUCCAACUUUUACCCAAAAGUUUUAAACGUUUAUUCAAUUAAAUUUUUGGGAGAAGAUAAUUGAUUUAUCUUUAUCAAACAUUUUUUAUAAUAUUAAACCUCAAUUUAAGUUAUUUCAUUUUAUUCGGACAGAAAUGCACAUCAUUUUGCAUUGUUUAUGAUUCCGAAAUAAAUUCAUUUUUUUCUGUCAUGAUCAUUGUUCAUUACAAUUUUAUUCAAAAUAUUCUGAGAAUCAAGUUGAAUCAAAUCAGAUCAUGACCAAAGUGUAUCGUUACACCCCUAAUAAACACUUGCUAAAGUAAACUAUGUUCAUUAUUACUAUACAGUUAAAAAAAAAUGACGGUUUGCUCAAACUCAUAUUAUUAAUCUGAACAUGGGCUAAAAUCAGACUUGAAGGUCAGUUGCUUGGGGCCCAGAGUUUUGCAGUGACCACAGAUACUCCUCUUUUGAGGCCGAUGAAACUGUAAAAUCUCACAGUACAUAACUCGUCCAGUGGGUAAUAUAGAGUGGGACACUCCUUAAAGGACAUCCUGUGGUACUUGCACAAAUUUAUUUUGAAUUGUUGAAGAGAAAUGCCCUGUUUGGAAGCCAGAAGAGGGAGAGAAAACAAGAAUAGCAAAAGAGGAAACAGAGCUGGGGGCAAAUGGUCUAGAAAAUCAAAUAACAAAAUAAUUAAGGAUGAUAAGUGGAGGCUAAGCCAUAACGUAACACUCGACCAACAUUAUUUAGGCAUCUGAGAAGUUUCAAGACAGUAAUGUGUGCUAAAAAAUACAUUCAGGUAUUCUAAUUCUGUAUGAAGGCAUCCGGUAAGAUUUCAGGAAUACUAAUAUCAACAGAAUCAAUCGUGGCUAAAUCAGGCAAUGGGUCACACUGUAGCAGGAGCACAUUUAGAUCAUCUUACUACCUCUUUAUCCCACUUGGGCCACAACACUCAAAAUACUGUGAAUACGCCCUUCUGUCACAUGCUUUUAGAUUUAGUAGCUGACUUUGCCCUGGGCCUGGUAAGUACAAAUUAUAAUGUGUGUGUGUGUGUUUGUGGGUGGGUGUGUGUGUGCUGUUUGGGUACCAAUUUUAGUUUUGACCUUGUAGGGACAAAACAGAUUUGUGUGUGUGUGUCUGCAUACACACACCUGAGUAGUGAGUCUAAUCGUGU